AGGCCAGCCGGGCGGGUGGGGCGGUAGCAGGGGGCGCGGAGUGUCUCUCUACCGGUCCAGACAGGUGCCCCCUGGGGCCGCCACCCCCAGCCCGCACCUCUCUGCAAAGGCUCUCUGCCACGCAUGUGGCUGCUGGUCCAUUCUCAAGCUGCUAGCGCCUGGGGCCACCCUGAGCCGCCCUCCCCGGUGGCAUUGUGUUCCCCGUCGACUGUGCAGCGCCCCCGAUCUGUUGGCGCACGACCUUAAUGAGCGUCAUCGUGAGCCCUUUGGUGGCAGCACCUGGCCACCUGCGGUAACAGGAGAACUCCUCCCUGGAGGCCGCCUCAGCACUUUUGUUUUCCACACUGCACGUCCCAGUGGGAGUGGAGGGAGCCUAUCCACGGAGGAUGCCCAUCCUCGCCUCGCCUGACAUCGCUGCCCGGUUCAAGGAGAAGUGGCUGCUGCUGCACCCUGAGGACCGGGACAAUGUGGGCGGGGCUGUGACCUUGGAUGACAGCCUCACCAGCCUGCAGUGGCUCCAAGACUUUUCCAUCGUCACCGCUGAUCCGGAGAGACCACCUGUCCCCAGCCACCCUCUCCACCAGCCUCCCCAGCACCUCUUCCAAGGGUCUGAGGCCCCGGCCAGCCCACCAGCAGGAGACACUGCAGCCAAGGGGAUGCCCCUGCGCCUCGGCAAACCCACCUCCACAGCCACCUCCCCUAGCACCAGCUACCUUCCCGGCCUCGGCGCAGCAGUGAUUGAUUACAAGAGCAACCCUGGGGUGAAGCCCCCUUACUCCUACGCCACCCUCAUCUGCAUGGCUCUGCGGGCCAGCAAGCAGGCCAAGGUCACCUUGUCAGCCAUCUACAGCUGGAUCACGGAGAACUUCUGCUACUACCGGCAUGCUGAGCCCAGCUGGCAGAACUCCAUCCGGCACAACCUGUCCUUGAACAAAUGCUUCCGGAAGGUGCCGCGGCAGAAGGACGAGCCGGGCAAGGGGGGCUUCUGGGAGAUCGACCCACAGUAUGCCGAUAUGUUCGUCAACGGUGUGUUCAAGCGGAGACGGCCCCUGGCCGCGCCCUACAGCCCGCCACGGCAGCACCCCGCCGUGCCCGCCCCAGAAGCUGGGUGCAGCCUCUUGUCCCCCAUGCCCCACCUGGGGGAUAGGCAGCCAGGGCACACCCCUCACCAGGCUGCCCACGGCCCUCUGCACCAGCAUGGCCAAUGCUGCCCCCUGCUGGAUGCCUCCAGCCCUCUGCCGAAGCGUGGCUGCCCAGCAGCCAGAACUGCCCCGUCCCCUCUGCUGCCCUCUAGUGGCAGAGAUGCAGAGGCCCUGCGGGGAGAUUUCGACUGGGCCGACGCCUUUGACGACGUCUUCCAGGGAAACGGCAGCAAUUUUGAGGACCUGGAUAUUAACGCAGCGCUCAGCUCGCUGGCCACAGAGGUGGACCUUGCCAUGCAAGGCAGCUACAUACCCCCUGCUGGCAAGUGGGGCGCUCUGGCUACCAAUCACCCCAGCCCAGGGGCUUCCCACUGGGAGGAUUUCACCCCCUUUGCCGACGCCCCCCAGCACCCCUGGGAGGAGGCGAAGGGGGAGGCACUCGGCAACCCCUGGGGCUUUGAGCAGGGUUUCAACUUCUGUGACAGCUUCCUCAGCGAGACGCAGCCCUGGGACAAAGUCGAUGCCUUCAUGUGAUCCCCCUCUCUCCUCUGGGGCAGGGCCCCAGGCGCCCAUGGGCUGCAGCGCCAGCCCCCCAACUGAUCAUUCUUCUCUGACUGCCCCUCACUCAGCUGAGCUGGAUCCAGGCCCUGGCAGGUUGCCGAGGUGCAACCGUUCCCCUGCGGGGAGCGCUGGGCCCCUGCCUGUCUCCUACCCCCUGGCGUGAAGGCAGGCCGAGUCCCUCCUGCUCUCCCAAGUGCUCUAUGGGCAAGGCCCUGUCUCUCUGCUGUCCCCGAAUGCCAGCACCUGUGGCUUCCUGAGCCCUCAUGCAGGGGUUGCAUGGGGAGUUGUCCCCCCCACUCCCACCCCAGCAAGCUGUAAUGCCCCAGAGCGGCGACUCGGCCGUGCAGUGACCAUUGCAGGGCAGGCCGGAUCCUGGCCCUAAGCCGCAGGAGGCUCUGUGCCCCAUUGCGGCCCCCAGGUUGCAGGGGGGGCCAAGGUGGCAGCAGCUGUGGGGCAGGACCACGGGGGAGGCGCCUGAGGAAGCUGUAGGGGAAGAGAAGGGGUGGGCAGGAGGCUCGCAGGGAACUGCCAUGAAUGGCGUCGUGCCCGAAACACACCAGGAUGGCCCAGGACAGGAGGGAAGAGCUGGCACCAGAGUUGCGUAGCCUGCCCCAACAACACCGCUGUGGGUGACCCGCUUCUUGGGCUGGGAGGGGCCUCUGCUGGGAUUGCCCCAGCCUGGGAGGGAGAAGGGAGUAGCUGUGCCAUGGCGUGAGCCCCACUGCCAGGACUUGGGUAUUUGGCAAGUGGCCUGGAGACCCAGCCGCUCCUCCUGCUGGGAGCUGCUGAUGCCCAGCCAGGGAGGGGGGUGAGCUGGCAGUGACAUUCCCUCCUGCACUCGCCUGUUGCAGUAGCUGAGCCUUGAGCUGCAGGUCUGCCUGGCAAACCAAAGGAGCCUCCCCCGGCUGCAUGGCUCCAAGCCAGUGCUGGCCACUUUCCACCCCUGAGGGAAGCAACUGGCUCUGCAGCAGGGCCCUAGCCAGCUUCACCGCUCCUAGGGCUCAUCUGGGCUGGCUGCUAGGCAUGGCAGCCUCCCCUCCCCCUCAGGGUGAAGAUGGCAGAGGUCAUCCUGCCUCAGGAGUGGGCAGUGCUACCCUUUGGAGCAGGGAGCCAGCGAGAGGCAGAGGCAAAUGGGCCAGCUGGGUCCUGUUCCCGCCUCUGACAUUAUCCUGCACUGUGAGCUUGGGGAAGUGCAGCUUGGUGCCUCAGUUUCCCCACCUGUGAAAUGAGGAAAAUGAUGAGCCAGGGGUUGAGCAAUGAGCACCCCCCAGCACACUGGAAAGUUUGUGCCCGUAGCUCCAGCCCCGGAGUCCUAUACAAGGAGCCGCAUAUGAACUUCUGAAGAGCCGCACAUGGCUCCGGAGCCGCAGGUUGGCCACCCCUGGGUUAACCGACCCUAACCUUUAGCCCCCAGCCUCGGGGGCCAGCCAGCCAGAGCAGCCCCAGCCGCAGAG
Chelonia mydas (Green sea turtle) is the source of this 3157-nucleotide messenger RNA. RefSeq names its product forkhead box protein J1-B. Bases 387 to 1676 code for a protein of 429 amino acids. The transcript has 4 exons. Lineage: Eukaryota; Metazoa; Chordata; Testudines; Cheloniidae. Gene Ontology annotation, biological process: regulation of DNA-templated transcription. Gene Ontology annotation, molecular function: DNA-binding transcription factor activity; sequence-specific DNA binding. The record is from RefSeq and is a predicted model, not a curated record.